Molecule: messenger RNA, 1114 nt
Organism: Spodoptera exigua (beet armyworm)
Lineage: Eukaryota; Metazoa; Arthropoda; Insecta; Lepidoptera; Noctuidae
Source: the annotation of a GenBank genome assembly
GUGCUUAUCGUUGUGCUCAAGAAUUAUUAAAACUUAUUGUAAUUAAAAUUGUUAUUAAAGAAUAUUUGAGAUAAGUGUAACAGGUGCUGUUUAAUCAUACACAUGUCAACAUGAGUGGGGUGCCCGAGAACGCGCCGCUACACUGUCCUGGGACACAAAGUGAUGAUGCUGGGAAAGCCUCAGCGUGCGCUGGAUGCCCUAACCAGAACAUAUGCGCAUCAGGUGCUGCAUCUGGACCUGACCCAGCUAUACAGAUAAUCAAGGACCGACUGUCAAAUGUGAAGCACAAAAUAUUAAUCCUGUCUGGCAAGGGUGGUGUUGGCAAGAGUACUGUCACCUCUUUACUUGGACAUGCUUUGGCUUCUAGGAACCCUGAUGCUAAUGUGGGUAUAUUGGACGCCGACAUCUGCGGGCCCAGCCAGCCACGCGUGCUAGGGGUGCGCGGAGAACAAGUUCACAACUCCGGCUCCGGAUGGUCGCCUGUUUACGUCACCGACAAUUUAUCUCUGAUGUCAAUCGGCUUUCUACUGGGAAGUCCUGAUGAUGCAGUCAUAUGGCGAGGCCCUAAGAAAAAUGGUAUGAUCAAACAAUUUCUAAGUGAAGUGGACUGGGGCGAAUUGGACUAUUUGCUAAUAGACACACCUCCAGGUACAUCAGACGAGCACCUCUCAGCAGUCCAAUAUCUUACAUCAGCGGGUUUGGACGGAGCGCUGGUGGUGACGACGCCGCAAGAGGUGGCCCUGCUAGAUGUCAGGAAGGAACUCCAGUUCUGCACCAAACUAGGAGUCCCUGUCUUAGGAGUGCUUGAGAACAUGUCACUGUUUAUUUGCCCUAACUGCAAGACCCGUAGUGAGAUAUUCCCAGCCACGACGGGCGGGGCUGCUCAAAUGUGCUCAGAGCUAGGUGUGCCACUACUUGGUAGUCUGCCCCUAGACCCGAUACUGGCGCGGUGCUGUGACGACGGGCGAGACUUCCUUCAAGAACUACCAUCUUCCCCUGCCGUUACAGCUUUACGGAAUAUUGUAGACAAAAUUGUUGCCACUUGUGAAAAUACCUCCAGUUGAGCCUCUGGUAAAGACGAAUGAAGCCUUAUUAAAAAUAUACAUAAUGCUGU